UCUUUAUUUCAAGUAAAUGCUUUGGAUGGAGAAUAUGGAGAAUCAUGGUGAUGAGUACAAACACUAUUGGGAGACUCAAUAUUUCCUUGAAAAUCAAGAAUACGGAAAAGGGAAAUUAAUUUGUUUGCAUGCAUGCAUUUGGACAAUCGAUGGGUACUAUGAUUCUAGUUCUCCCGACGGAGCACCCUCCUCAGCCGCCUCUAGGAACAUCGUUUCCGAAAGAAACAGGCGGAAGCAGCUUAACCAACGCCUGUUUGCUCUCAGAGCAGUAGUUCCAAAUAUCAGCAAGAUGGACAAGGCUUCUAUAAUCAAGGAUGCCAUCGACUACAUCAAACAACUGCAAGAGCAGCUAGCCGGAAUCCAAGCCGAGGUCAUGGAAAUGGAGAACAAUAAUCCAGAGACAAAGGUGCGCCAGCAACUGCCUCUGCUACUAAGAUCCCACAACACCAACAUUUUCAAUCCAACAUCUUCCCCUAUUCAACUUCUUCAACUCAAAGUGACGCCCAUGGGAGACAACACUCUGCUGGUGAGCAUUACGUGCAGUAAACGUGCGGACACCAUAGUUAAACUCUGUCAACUUUUCGAAUCAUUUAACCUCAAGAUUAUUACAGCGAACAUCACCGCUCUUCCCGGGACACUGGUGUUGAACACUCUGUUUAUUGAGGCUGAUGAAAAGGAGAAAGAUGGGUUAAAGAUGCAGAUCGAGACAGCCAUUGCAGCACUUAGUGACCCACAAAGUCGUAUGAGCUAGAAAUAGCAUGCAAUCUAAACAUCU
This is a messenger RNA of Hibiscus syriacus, 775 nucleotides long. RefSeq names its product transcription factor bHLH35-like. The transcript has 5 exons. Lineage: Eukaryota; Viridiplantae; Streptophyta; Magnoliopsida; Malvales; Malvaceae. Bases 17 to 751 code for a protein of 244 amino acids. Gene Ontology annotation, molecular function: protein dimerization activity; sequence-specific DNA binding; DNA-binding transcription factor activity. Gene Ontology annotation, biological process: regulation of DNA-templated transcription. The record is from RefSeq and is a predicted model, not a curated record. Gene Ontology annotation, cellular component: nucleus.